AUGACAGAUUCAAUUAAGCGUUUAGAUAUCUUAACUUCUCAAUCAAUUCAAAACAAGGAAAGAGAAUUAUUAGCAAAGGAGUUGGAACAUGAAAAGGAAAUUGAACAAAGAUUAGAGGAAGAGAGAAAAGAAGCAGCCUUAAAGAAGAAAGAUGAAGAAAAAGCAAAAUUAGAAUCAAUUGCAAAAGAUACAAAUAUUACGUCAACUGUCUCAACUCAAACAUUUAGUAAUAAUUUAUUUGAUGUGAAUGAUGCAACAAAAUCAUUAGAAUUAUCCGCACUUGAACCGAAAACCAUUGAAGUAAACCCAACUUCCAACUCAAUAAUGGAUAUUGCAAAUAUUUUAAAUAGAACAGUAACUCAAUCAAUCGUUGGUUCUGAUCUAUUACCAGAAAAUUCUAAAACCUUGGAAUCAUUUGACUUACCUAAAGAAACUGAAUCCGGUUCACCCAAUAUUGAAUGUUCAAAUUCAAUCAAUAUUGAAGUCACUAAUUCAUUAGACUCACCAGAAUCAACUGCAACCGGUGUUAAGAUUGGCUUUGGGGAAAUCACUGAAAUCAAUCAACCAAAGGCUGUUGUUCAACAAGCAACAAUUAACGUUCGUAAAAAUAAUGGUGGAAACCUUUCACAAUUAGCCACUGGAAAAAAAAAUGCUUAUGCUGCUUUGCAACCACUUUAUUAUGAUUAUAUUUUUGAUGGUAGGAGAAAAGAAAGAUCUAAUUCAGAAAAUAGUAACCUUUCAGCUUCAUCUCAAGAAGUUCAAGAACACAAAUUCAUUUAUUAUGAUCAAUUAUUCUUGAAAAAGUUAGAGCCAAAAGAUUAA
Molecule: messenger RNA, 822 nt
Organism: Insectozyma verbasci
Lineage: Eukaryota; Fungi; Ascomycota; Pichiomycetes; Serinales; Debaryomycetaceae
Source: the annotation of a GenBank genome assembly